UCACUACUUCAACACUUUGAAAGAGCCCCAUGCACCUGAAGCGACUUUCCCUUGAAAACCUUUUGUUCCUCGCAUACCAAAUACCAAAAUACACAUAGAUAUAUUACAUCGUCCCUUGUAACUAUUUUUGUACCCACCUCUCAUAUCAGUGUUCAUUUGAUUCUUUCAUCUCUAUAAUUCUCGCCCCCAAUUUUGAAAUUAGGUUGCGAUUAUGCAAUACCCUAAUUGUUUGAAUUCCCACUUCUAUUUCGUUAAGAAAUUUUGGUCUAUUAUCUGAGGGGUAAUUUGGGAAUUUAGAAAAUGUCAACGAUGCAAGGUGGUAAAUUGAUGGAGUUUGGGGGUGGGAGAAGGGUUAAGAGAGAGUGGCAGGACAUUCAAACUGAACUGUUGAUGAAGAUCGUGUCUUUGUUGGAUGAUCGGACGGUGAUCGUUGCAUCAGGAGUUUGUAGUGGAUGGAGAAAUGCUAUUUGCAGUGAACUUACUCAUCUUUCACUCUCUUGUUGUAUUAUCGUUUCCUAUUAUGUCGUCUCGGUUGCAUUUAUGAACUUUGGCCCUCAUGUAAGGUGCACAAACAACAUGAACAACUUGGUGCUUUCUAUUGUUCCAAACUUCACAAAUCUAAGGGUUUUGACCUUUCGGAAAAAGGGUGAACAACCGCUGCUUGAUGAUAAAUCAGUCGAGACCAUUGCUAAUAACUGUCAUGAAUUAGAGGAUCUUGACCUCAGCAUGAACUCUAGACUUGGUGAUCGGUCCCUUUAUGCUUUGGCCCGUGGUUGUCCCAACCUAACUAACCUUAAUAUCAGUUGCUGCUCAGCUUUUAGUGAGCAUGGUCUUGACUUUCUUAGUCGUUACUGUAGAAAGUUGAAGAUGUUGAACCUUUUUGGGUGUUAUAAAGCGGCGACCAAUAAGGCCCUGAAGGCUAUUGGAGACAACUGUCGACAACUUGAGUCGAUAAAUCUUGGUCGGUGCUAUGAAGUUGGAGAUGCUGGAGUGAAGAAUUUAGCUUAUGGGUGUCCUCAUCUCAGUGUUAUUGACUUGUCUGAGUGUUUCUUUAUAACAGAUGAGAGUGUGAUAGCUUUGGCAAACAAUUGCUUGCAUCUGAGGUCUCUUAAUCUAUACUACUGUAUAAGAAUCACAGAUCGGGCAAUGUAUGCUUUGGCCCAUAGCCGAGUAAAAAACAAAGAUGAAAUAUUAUGGGAAUCAGUUAAAAGUCAAUACGAGGAAGAAGGUCUCAUGAACCUCAACAUCAGUCAAUGCAAGGAUCUAACACCACCUGCUGUUCAUGCAAUCUGUGAUUCGUUUCCCGCACUUCAUACGUGCCAAGGUACUCUCAACAUGCAUGGCUGCUUGAAGUUAACCUCAGUCCACUGCGCAUGUGCCUCUCAACUGCAUCAUGCCAUUCACCCCGCUUAGUCUGAUCGAUGGGCGGUUGGUUUAAAAAGUGCAAGAUGCUGGAACAAAAUAGGUCACAUAAGUUGAGGCGUGAAGCACGCGCAUUACAUACGCGAGACGUUGCUCUAUAUAGAAUCAAAUAACUAAUAAAGCUAUAUGUACAAACAAAAAAAUCUAGUGUUUUACAUAUCUAACACUUUAUCAAGUA
Messenger RNA from Helianthus annuus (common sunflower), 1600 nucleotides. Its product is annotated as F-box protein SKP2A. The coding region runs from base 301 to 1413 and encodes 370 amino acids. Gene Ontology annotation, cellular component: SCF ubiquitin ligase complex. The transcript is spliced from 5 exons. Lineage: Eukaryota; Viridiplantae; Streptophyta; Magnoliopsida; Asterales; Asteraceae. The record is from RefSeq and is a predicted model, not a curated record. Gene Ontology annotation, molecular function: protein binding. Gene Ontology annotation, biological process: SCF-dependent proteasomal ubiquitin-dependent protein catabolic process.